Nanorana parkeri is the source of this 2604-nucleotide messenger RNA. It is a transcript of the gene GAD1, whose product is annotated as glutamate decarboxylase 1. Gene Ontology annotation, biological process: GABA biosynthetic process. NCBI's taxonomy places the organism in Eukaryota, Metazoa, Chordata, Amphibia, Anura, Dicroglossidae. Gene Ontology annotation, cellular component: cytoplasm; presynaptic active zone. The record is from RefSeq and is a predicted model, not a curated record. Bases 114 to 1886 code for a protein of 590 amino acids. Gene Ontology annotation, molecular function: pyridoxal phosphate binding; glutamate decarboxylase activity. The transcript has 16 exons.
UACAUCCCUACUGACUUUGAGGUGGACCUCCACAGUCUUCUUGGACACCUAGAAAAUAAGGAUAUUGGAAACUCAUCCAAACUAGCAGACAAAAGGACUUUUCCACAGGAGAUAUGGCUUCCUCUUCUCCUCCUUCGUCUAGUGCCAACCAAGACACGAACCCAACCAAUCUAAGACCUACAACUUAUGACACUUGGUGUGGGGUGGCUCACGGGUGUACGAAAAAGCUGGGACUAAAGAUUUGCGGCUUCCUGCAGAGGAACAACAGUUUGGAGGACAAGAGCAGAAUUGUAAGUUCCUUCAAGGAGAGACAGUCCUCCAAGAAUCUCCUGGUCUGUGAGAACAUUGAGAAGGAAUCAAGGUUCCGACACACCGAGACAGAUUUCUCCAACUUAUAUGCCAGAGAUUUACUGCCUGCCAAAAAUGGAGAGGAAUCCACCAUGCAGUUCCUCCUGGAGGUGGUUGACAUUCUCUUGAAUUAUGUGAGGAAAACCUUCGACAGAUCCACUAAAGUCCUGGAUUUCCACCACCCUCACCAGCUCCUGGAAGGGAUUGAAGGCUUUAAUCUGGAACUGUCAGACAACCCUGAGUCCCUAGAGCAAAUCCUGGUGGACUGCAGGGACACUCUGAAGUAUGGAGUACGAACAGGUCACCCACGUUUUUUCAAUCAGCUUUCAACUGGACUGGACAUGAUUGGUUUGGCCGGAGAAUGGCUGACCUCAACUGCAAAUACAAAUAUGUUUACCUAUGAAAUUGCUCCAGUGUUCGUCCUGAUGGAACAAAUAACACUAAGGAAAAUGAGAGAAAUAAUUGGCUGGUCUGGAAAGGAUGGAGAUGGCAUUUUUUCCCCAGGAGGUGCAAUAUCCAACAUGUACAGUAUCAUGGCUGCCCGCUACAAAUACUUCCCAGAAGUGAAAACCAAAGGAAUGGCUGCUGUCCCCAAACUAAUCAUCUUUACCUCAGAACAGAGUCACUACUCUAUGAAGAAAGCUGGAGCUGCACUAGGAUUCGGGACAGAGAAUGUCAUCCUGGUGAAAUGCAAUGAGAGAGGAAAGCUCAUUCCUGCUGACUUGGAGGCCAAAAUCCUUGAAACGAAACAAAAGGGACAUGUCCCACUUUAUGUCAAUGCUACUGCUGGGACCACAGUUUACGGAGCAUUUGACCCGAUACAUGAAAUUGCAGAUUUAUGUGAGAAGUACAACCUUUGGCUUCAUGUGGAUGCUGCAUGGGGAGGAGGACUACUCAUGUCUAGGAAGCAUCGCCACAAAUUAAAUGGAAUAGAAAGAGCUGACUCUGUCACCUGGAAUCCUCACAAAAUGAUGGGUGCAUUACUUCAAUGUUCUGCAAUCCUCCUAAAGGAAAAGGGAAUUCUUCAAGGAUGCAAUCAGAUGUGCGCAGGGUAUCUCUUCCAACAAGACAAGCAGUAUGACAUAUCAUAUGACACAGGAGAUAAAGCAAUACAGUGCGGUCGCCAUGUAGAUAUAUUUAAAUUCUGGCUCAUGUGGAAAGCAAAGGGCACUGUAGGAUUUGAACAACAGAUCAACAAAUGUUUAGAGCUCUCAGAAUACUUAUACCAAAAGGUCAGCAACCGGGAAGACUUUGAGAUGGUCUUCAAAGGAGAGCCUGAGCACACAAACGUUUGCUUCUGGUAUAUCCCUCCAAGUCUUCAGGGAAUGCCUCAUUGUGAAGAGAGGCAAGAAAAAUUACACAAGGUUGCUCCAAAGAUAAAAGCCCUCAUGAUGGAAUCGGGAACAACAAUGGUUGGAUACCAACCACAAGGGGACAAAGCCAACUUCUUCCGGAUGGUCAUCUCAAACCCAGCAGCCACCAAAUCUGACAUCGAUUUUUUGGUGGAUGAAAUUGAGAGACUUGGGCAGGAAUUGUGAUAGUUGUGCCAUGCACAGUUAACCCUCCCUGUGCUGGGGAAAACUAUCCUGCCUCCCAGUUGGUUGACUACUAGUUAUAUAUAUAUAUUUUUUUGUGGAUGAACACAGAACAGAAGUCUUAAGACAAUCCCCUCAGUACAGUUCUCCUCUGGCACCUUAACAAAUGUAGAAUACAGAAAACUAUAUGUACAUCAUUCAAACACAAAUAAUAUUAUCUAACUUGUAUACAGUGAAUCCUUAUAUACAUGUGUUUGUUAAGGUUGUCAGAAGCAUACAAAAACAAGGUAACUGAGUGUUGUAAUCUGUAACCACUUGUAUGUCUGUGUGUAAAUAUUUGCAGUAUGUACAGGGCCGGCCCUUGACAUAGGUAACAUAGACCAUUCCUUAUAAAAAUAAAUGCUGAGAGAGCAGGAUUCCUAGAUUACCAAAUGGUAAUCAGGCUCCUUACAACCAUUCCUAUAUUUUUGAGACAAUCUCAAUUCUCAAACCCCUCAAAGGCAGGGCCUACUGAGAAUGGGUGGGGUUCAACAGAAAUAUAGGUGGGGAUGGUGGAUUGGAAGAUGAGCUUAUAUUUAUCCUAAAAUCAGAUGAUGCAAUUCUGCAAAGGAUAAGUAGAAAUAGUGUUUUUCCAAACCCAAGGAGCACAUUGACUGUCAGUUACAACCAUGAUAAUUUGUACUCUGCAUUGGCUGGCAGGGCAGUGCAGGGGAGAACCUAG